This is a messenger RNA of Camellia sinensis, 556 nucleotides long. The record is from RefSeq and is a predicted model, not a curated record. NCBI's taxonomy places the organism in Eukaryota, Viridiplantae, Streptophyta, Magnoliopsida, Ericales, Theaceae.
GGGUAAAUUUGAGCGAUUUAUUUGUUUGGGUCGUGAUGGGAUUAAACGGGUAAACGGUGGGAGAACCAAACUAUAACCCGAGGGUUUGGCUUAAAAAAUGGGGUCGGUCUCCAUUUUUCGUCUAAAAUUGCUUUGUUCUGCGCAGCAGGCACAGAAGAAGAAGCUACUGUAAAAACCUCAGAGAGAGAGACAGAAGAGAGAGAGAGAGAGGAUGAAGAUAGAAGAGGUACAAUCGCAAACAAAGAAGCAGAGAAUAGCUACCCACACUCACAUCAAAGGCCUAGGUCUUGAGUCGAAUGGAAAAGCAGUACCUUUGGCUGCUGGGUUUGUGGGUCAGGCCUCAGCUAGAGAAGCUUCAGGGCUUGUUGUUGAUAUGAUACGCCAAAAGAAGAUGGCUGGAAAGGCUCUUCUACUUGCCGGACCUCCUGGGACCGGGAAGACAGCUCUUGCUCUUGGCAUAUCUCAGGAGCUUGGUAGCAAGGUACUUUCUACACAUUCUCAUAUUACUACUAUUGUUUUUCUUGUUUUGCUCUUAAUUUGAUCUUUUUAAUUCACU